This is a messenger RNA of Aegilops tauschii subsp. strangulata, 2112 nucleotides long. Its product is annotated as UDP-glucuronate 4-epimerase 1. Lineage: Eukaryota; Viridiplantae; Streptophyta; Magnoliopsida; Poales; Poaceae. The record is from RefSeq and is a predicted model, not a curated record.
UGAAAGAAAGAAUCGAUCGAAUCCCCCAACAUCCUCCGCCUCGCCGCGGCCGACCCCAAAAAUAGCCGCGCAAUCCUCCCCUCCCCUACCCGCCACCGCCACCGCCGCCGGCAGCUCCUCCCUCCACCCCCCGUCGCUUUCCCCUAUUUAUACCCGCCCCUCCCCGCCUUCCUCCCCUAGGCAGGCGCGCACCCAGCCCCUGCCCCCUCCCCCUUUCCCUUUCUUCCCAAUAAAAUUCGCUCGCGCAAAUUCCUUCCGUCCGCCCCGGAUUUCCCGACGGGGGAUACGCACGCACGCGCCCGUUGUGCACCCGUCCGACGGAAGGCACCGCGCCGAUUUGCGCCUGCUUGCUUGCUUGCUUGAUCGAUCCUCCAUCCGUCCGUGGUUGCGUCGUCGUCCGGGACAAGGAGGAGCAAGGGGUGUGAGGGAUUCUUGGUAUCUUCUUGAUUGGUUGGCUUCCUUGCCGCGGCGGACGGGCAGGCGGCACGACGACGACGGCGUGCUGCAAGAAGAUGCGGGCGCUGGAGGACGACCUGUUCCCGUCGACCCCCGGCAAGGUGAAGAUCGAGCGGGCGGGCGGCACCAUGAACCGCCAGCUGCACCGCUGCUUCGCUUCGACUAGCACCAUGUUCCUCUGGGCGCUCUUCCUCGUCGCCAUGACCGCUUCCUACCUCAGCUUCCAGUCCUUCGUCGACACCUCCUCCAAGUACUUCGCCGCCUCCUGGGGCGGCCUGCACUGGGAGCGCCAGAUCCGCGCCUCCGCCGCGCCGCGCAGGCCGCCGGGCUCCGCGGCCGGGGCCGGGAUGUCGGUGCUCGUCACGGGCGCCUCCGGGUUCGUCGGCGCGCACUGCUCGCUCGCGCUGCGCAAGCGCGGGGACGGCGUCGUCGGCAUCGACAACUUCAACGCCUACUACGACCCCUCGCUCAAGAAGGCCCGCAAGGCGCUGCUGACCUCCCACGGCGUCUUCGUCGUCGAGGGCGACAUCAACGACGGCCGCCUCCUCGCCAAGCUCUUCGACGUCGUCCCCUUCACGCACGUGCUCCACCUGGCGGCCCAGGCCGGCGUGCGCUACGCCAUGGAGAAUCCGGCCUCGUACGUGCACUCCAACGUGGCGGGGCUCGUCACCCUCCUGGAGGCGUGCAAGAACGCCGACCCGCAGCCGGCCAUCGUCUGGGCCUCCUCCUCCUCGGUCUACGGCCUCAACGACAAGGUGCCCUUCUCCGAGUCCCACCGCACGGACCAGCCGGCGUCGCUCUACGCGGCCACCAAGAAGGCCGGCGAGGAGAUCACCCACUCGUACAACCACAUCUACGGGCUCUCCAUCACCGGCCUGCGCUUCUUCACGGUGUACGGGCCCUGGGGGCGGCCGGACAUGGCCUACUUCUCCUUCACCCGCAACAUCCUGCAGGGGAAGCCCAUCACGGUGUACCGGGGGAAGAACCACGUGGACCUCGCCCGCGACUUCACCUACAUCGACGACAUCGUCAAGGGCUGCCUGGGGUCGCUGGACACGGCCGGCGGGAGCACGGGCACCGGCGGCAAGAAGCGCGGGCCGGCGCCGUACCGGAUCUUCAACCUGGGCAACACGUCCCCGGUGACGGUGCCCACCCUGGUGGCCAUCCUGGAGAAGCACCUCCGGGUGAAGGCGAGGAAGCACGUGGUGGAGAUGCCCGGCAACGGCGACGUGCCCUUCACCCACGCCAACAUCUCGCUCGCCCGGCAGCAGCUCGGGUACAAGCCCGCCACCAACCUCGACGCCGGCCUCAAGAAGUUCGUCAAGUGGUACCUCUCCUACUACGGCUACACCCGGGGAUCCAAGAACUUGUGACCGCUCCGCCGCGCCGCCGGAAUUCUUCUCCUCCCCCAACCCCCCCUGCUGAUUCUUUAUUUCCGACCACUCCCGGAUCAAACAUUUUCAGUCCCAUGGAUGGAUGAUGGAUGGAUGGAUCGUCGUCGAACAUUAACAGCAUUCUUGUCUCGAUUCUUUUUGGGGAAAUACGUUUUAUGGUGUUCUCCGAUCAAGAAAAUGAAAAUCAAUCCCGGAUCGAAUUGUUUCCUUCACUUGGCGCCGAGCGCCGACGAAGAAAGCAAUGGAGCGAAACCUUUUCUCA